AUGCCGCCCACGCCCGGCCUCGUCGACGCCGUCAACACCAUCUCCGCAUUCCUCGCCCACCAGCAAAUCCGCACCGUCGACGAUCUCACAGCCCUUCUCACCGCACCACUGCCACCACAUGACGGUAGCACAACCGGCAACGACGCCGCUCUGCCAGUUCAUGUAAUUGUCCUUUGCGCCUCAUCCGUCAUCGCCACGGCGGAGUAUGCACUCAGAAUAAUAUCAGAGUAUGAGGAGAAGGCGGCGACUGCGACGACAUUGAGAGGGAGUCCCGCACGACUCGUGCUCGUCCUCUGCGGCGGUAUCGGCCACUCCACGACGCUCAUGCACGACGCCCUCGCGCGUCAUUCCCGGUACAGCUCCCUGGCGGGCGAGGGCGAGCUACGCGGCCAGCCUGAGGCCCGGAUGCUCGACGCCGUGAGGCAGCAAGUGCUUGGCCAUGGGCCUCACGGGCAGCAGAGACGAGCGACCUCGCAAAGCCCGCGCUUCGAGGUCCUGCUCGAAGACAAAUCCACCAACUGCGGCUCCAACGCCAUCGAGACGAAGAAACUCCUCGACGCGCACGGCAUCACCGCUCCGCGGACCCUGGUUGUUGCGCAGGACCCCACCAUGUGUAGACGCACCGUCGCGUCCUUUGCCAAAGUCUACGAGGACGACGCCGCGACGCCAGCACCGGAGAUCGUAGGCUGGCCGGCGUUUGUGCCUCGCGUAAGAGCUGCUACUACCACUGCGGCGCAUCCGCAAUUACCGUCGCAAUCACCACAGAGCGCGCGGCGGGAUGACGACUGCUUCGUCGCUGGACUGGUUUACGAAGAGCCAGAAGAGCUGGGGCCGGAUGCGCAACUGUGGCCGAUGGGGCGCUUUCUGGGGCUGGUGGCGGGCGAGGUGCCGCGACUGAGGGACGAUGCAGGCGGGUAUGGGCCGAAGGGGAGGGGGUUCAUCGCAAGUGUUGAUGUACCGGCGGAGGUGGAACGGUCGUGGGAGGUGCUGCGCUCGUGUAUCGAUGGGGUGGAUGGGCUGCGAUGA
Purpureocillium lilacinum is the source of this 1026-nucleotide messenger RNA. RefSeq lists its product as uncharacterized. Gene Ontology annotation, cellular component: plasma membrane. The record is from RefSeq and is a predicted model, not a curated record. Lineage: Eukaryota; Fungi; Ascomycota; Sordariomycetes; Hypocreales; Ophiocordycipitaceae.